Molecule: messenger RNA, 4157 nt
Organism: Stegostoma tigrinum
Lineage: Eukaryota; Metazoa; Chordata; Chondrichthyes; Orectolobiformes; Stegostomatidae
Gene: lrrc31
Product: leucine rich repeat containing 31
Exons: 12
Coding region: 413-2134 (573 amino acids)
Molecular function (GO): protein binding
Source: RefSeq, a predicted model, not a curated record
GGCCAGAGAGGGCAGCGUGACAAUCCAUUUGGAUGGUCUUACGUUAAUUUGGAGACGAUUGGGUGUGUCAUUGUAUGAAGCACAGCAGUGGGGUCUUUGUUAGAGUUUUGAUUAGCCUUUGAAGCAUACCUUAAAGCUGAACUUUCACCGAUUCUUCGCUAUCUCCACUUCCUGAUCCAUUUGUCUUUUCAGUUCCAUCAAAGGCAGUGUGUUCUCUGUAGGUAUCCAUGGGUACAGCAGCUUUUCUUGACAGGUGAGCUCCCAGAUUUCAGCCUGGCUGGUCAUUUCGGUGCAGGAGUUAAAGGUGAAUUCAGCUCCCGGCCGCAGUCCCCAGGAGGCCGGGCUGGGAGGGGCUCUGUCUUAGUUCAGGGAGGAAUAGUGUGGCCCAGGAUCAGUUCUUUUCACAGAAAAAAUGGAGAAUUCAGGUUCCAAACAGCACAAGGAUGAAGUCAGCAUGAAGCAUUCAAAGUCUCCCUUUGAUCUGAUUGUGAACCAGAUUUGGAGGAAUAAAUCUUUUUCUGAGAGAUGGCCACAAUCUUCAAUGGCUCGCUUCUUUAAGAUCACUGAGAAUUCUAAUGAAGCUGCCUGUGUGACGGAACAGUCGAAGGAAGGAAAAACCUCACUGGAUUCAGAAAAUAAAGAGAAUAUUUCAAAGAUAUCAGAUAAAUUGAAGUCCACAGAUCCUGAGAGCAGUGCAACAAGAUGGGAUCAAGUCGUUGAGUUCAUGGAGAGGCUGGGCAAGGAGCCAGACCCUAAAUGUAUGGAUCUUAAUAACAGCAGCCUCACUGCUAAUGAUGCAGUUAAUUUGGCUGCCUUGUUGCCAAACCUGCCUAACUUGGAGGAACUGGAUCUUUCGUGGAAUGAAUUAAUUGGUGGCACUCUCAAAGUGCUGACCAAUCAUAUGCAGCACGUAUCCCAACUGAGGGUACUGGUGCUGGGCAGCUGUAGACUGUCAGAGCUGGAUCUUUCUGCCAUAGGUGACUGGAUUCAACUCUUGCCAAAUGUUGAAGAAAUUGAUUUAUCUUGGAACAGUGAUUUGGGAGGAAAUCUGUGUCUUUUUACUCAGAAGCUCAGAGCAGGCACUAAGCUGAAGAUUCUAAAGCUGGUAGAUUGUAACCUAACUGCAGAAGAUGGAACAGCCUUGGGACAGGCUUUGUCUGUAAUCUCAAAAUUGGAAGUUUUGGAUCUCUCUAUGAAUGAAGAUGUAGGAAGUGGUCUGGAAGUCUUAUUUCGGGAGCUGGCACACGUACCUCAUCUGCAAGUAUUAAAAUUGCAUCUGUGUGGAUUAAGAAGGGCCAACAUCAACAAUUUGGGUGAUGCACUGGAAUAUGUGCCUUGUAUGAAGAAGUUAGUGUUCUCCUGUAAUGACAUUGGUGGUGGUUUCCAGGAGACAGCAGCCCAUUUAUCGAACUUCAAACAGCUCCAAGUGUUCGAUGUACAUAGGUGCUCAUUGACUGAAGAUGAUGUUUCUGCUCUCACCCAGAUACUGCCCCUGCUGUCCAGUCUACAAGUGCUGAAUUUAGCAUUGAAUAAGAAUAUAGGAAACUCUCUGAGGCACCUGAUUGCCCGCCUGCGCUUUUUACCAAGAUUAACAACUCUUGUUGCCAGCAAUUGUAACUUAUCCAAGGAAUCAAUUGUGGAAUUAGCUGACACCAUCCCAAGCCUAACGGAGCUAGAGAUCUUGGACCUGUCCUGGAAUAAAUGCAUCGGUGGAAACCUGGGGCUACUUCUCCAAAUGUUGCAAAUUAGCACCCGUCUCCGUGUCCUGAAGCUGUGUAGCUGCAAUCUAACUGGCCAGGAUUUGGAAUCUCUCGUGUCUGUCGCACGUGCUGGAUUUCUAGAGAACCUUGAGGAUCUGGAUUUAAUCUACAACAAUACUGUCAAUGAUCAGUCUUGGGCAAUGUUUUUCCAAGAAAUUAGUGGCCUAAAGGAUCUGUCUGAGCUGGACAUUGGCCUCCGACCUUUAACUCAUCGAGCAUGCGACCCAUGGAUCACCAUUUUUCUGGACAGCCUGGUUAGGUUUCCCUCCCUCACAGAAUUCAGGAUGCAUCACUGGGUCCUUAGUGCUUCACAACGAAAACUUUUGGAAACUUUCAACAGGGAUAGUAAGAGGAACAUCCUUUUUCACUAUUAGUCAUUUGAAAGAUGCUGAAAUAGAGAUUCAAAGGUUCGGUAUUCAGCACCCUUCAGACUCAUGUCCACCACCAUCGAAAAGGAUAAGGCCAGCAGGUAAAUGGGAAUAUCACCAAGUUCCCCUCCAAGUCACUCGUCGUCCAGAUAUGCCACAACAUCACUACUCCUUCAAUGUCUUUGGGUCGAAGUUCUAUGAUUCACUUCCUAUUCCAUGUGGACUGCCGUGGUUCAAGAAGGCAACUUGCCACCACCUUCUCGAGCGACUAGGGAUGAGCAAUAAAUGGUGGCCUAUCUAGUGAUGCCCACAUCCUACGAAUGAAUUUUUAAAAUGAUUUGGAAGACUGAGGAUCCAACCAAUCCAGCAGUGAAUAAAGCUGAUCAUUUGCUGUAUAGAUAUCAUCAAAGAAUUUUGAAACCAACCCAUCCAGUUAUUUUUGCCUCGAACAGGUCAUAUGAACUGUUUCCCUGAAUUUUGUUUUCUCCAUUCAUGACAUUGAUGUCUUGGUUGUUUCUUUAUGUUCGUGUAUGUGUGUGAGAGUUUUAAAGAAAAGGAUAAAGUUUGUGUUUAGUCAUUAAAUUAGUAAUUCAUUUCUGUUUUAUGCCAUUGGUUGAGAAAAGUGGUUUGUUUACAAUGAACAGUUUUCUUGUUAAUGAUUAUUUGGUAUGUAUUCCCGUUUUAGCCUGAGUCAGAUAAUCCAGUAAAUUGGGCUUUCUGGGGUUUUAAUUAAAUUUUCACAUUUGUGGUCAUUGCAGUGAUAUUGGGAUACUCUCCUAAGCAAGAUGUGGGAGUAGCCAGAGUAUUUGUAUGAUCAAGCUAGUCCAGUUCAAUUUCUGGUCAGUAGUAUCCCAAGGAUGUUGAUGGCAGUAAUUAAUAUUAAACAUCCAACAAAGAGUAUUAAUUUGUAGUCUAAACCUGAAGACAGUCCUUAACUUUUUUGUCUUUUCCUCAAACUGUCUGUCUUGAACCCAAGUUCAUAACGUGGCAUCAAACCACAUGACAAAAGAGGUCUGAAAGAUUGAGUUAGUAAGGGGUAGAGUGAGUGAGACUGAGUUGAUCAGUCUGAAAAUAGGACUGAGGAAUGAUCAAUUGGUGAAUGGGAACUGGGAAUUUUAAAUGUUUUCGAUGAUGAGCCAAUAGGGAACACUAAGGGAAAUCAAGGACCUUGACAGAAGGGUAGUUCCAGAGGACUUCAGAAUUUCAAAUGUUCUUCAAAAAGGGCAUAAAGAUAAACCAAAGAACUACAGACCAAUCAGUUACACCUCUAUCAUGGAAAAUCUUCCAGGAACAAAACUUCAGAACAAACUUCUGGACAAACACAAGUUAAUGAAGUAAAAAUUAGAAUCUGAGAAAAGAUGGUAUAGUGGUAACUCACUGAACACAUAAUCCAGAGAUCUCCGCUGACGGUACAGGCAUAGUUUCGAAUCUCAACUAUGGAAGCUGGUGAAAUCUGAAUUCACUUUCAUUUGGAAUGCAGGGUUAGUUAAAUGUUGAUCACUUAACUGUUGGCUAUGUGACAGGAAUCACAGAAUCAUGUACAAUUUCAGGUUAGAUGAAGAUUUGUACUAGAACUGUCCCACUUCUCCUAGGCACUGGUGUUGGGGCUCUUGCUUGCUUAUUAUAUAUUGGUGACCUAGACUUGGCAUGCACAGGACAGUUACAAUGUUUUUGGAAAACAUGAAAAGUGGCAGCAUUGUGAGCUGUGCAGAGGACAGUGUAGGACUUCACAAUGAUGUCACAAGGUGAAGCAGAAAGACAGUGGCCAAUGAAAUUCAGUGCCUGGAUGUAUAAGGUGAUUUAUUUGGCAGGAAGAACAAGGAUACCACAGUAUAAAAUGAAAGGUACAACUCUAAAGAGGAUAUAGGAGCAGAGAAACCUAGGUGUAUGUGCGCACAAGUUAUUGAAGAUUGUAAAAUUGUUUGAGAAAACAGUUAAUAAAGCAUACAAUUCCUCAGCAUUAUUAAUAGGCUUGUGCUAUUGGACUGGGGUGGACAAAUCAGAGGUCACAUAACAUUAGGUUAUAGUU